GCCAGUGAAGGAGCCGGCGCGCCUCAAGAUGUACCAUCUGACCUCACCCAUGCUGCCACGGGCCCUGGCCCAGGCCGUGCGAACAGGACAUCACAGUGGCCGAAGCCUCCAUAGCAGUGCAGUGGCAGCAACAUACAAGUAUGUGAAUGUACAGGAGCUGGACAUGGACAUGAAGUCUGUGACUGACCGUGCAGCUCGGACGCUGAUGUGGACAGAGCUCAUCCGAGGACUGGGAAUGACCCUGAGCUACCUGUUUCGGGAGCCCGCCACCAUCAACUACCCAUUUGAGAAGGGCCCACUGAGUCCACGCUUCCGGGGAGAACACGCACUGCGCCGCUACCCAUCUGGGGAGGAACGCUGCAUCGCCUGCAAGCUCUGUGAGGCCGUCUGUCCUGCGCAGGCCAUCACCAUUGAGGCUGAGCCAAGAGCCGAUGGCAGCCGCCGGACUACACGCUACGACAUCGACAUGACCAAGUGUAUCUACUGUGGCUUCUGCCAGGAAGCUUGCCCUGUUGACGCCAUUGUGGAGGGCCCCAACUUUGAGUUCUCCACUGAGACACAUGAGGAGCUGCUGUACAACAAGGAGAAACUGCUCAACAAUGGGGACAAGUGGGAGGCUGAGAUCUCCGCCAACAUCCAGGCUGACUACCUGUACCGGUGACCUGGCCACCUGGCUCAGUCCCGUGGCCCCUGCUGCCCAUAAAGAAGCUAUG
Myodes glareolus (Bank vole) is the source of this 713-nucleotide messenger RNA. NCBI's taxonomy places the organism in Eukaryota, Metazoa, Chordata, Mammalia, Rodentia, Cricetidae. The record is from RefSeq and is a predicted model, not a curated record.